Plodia interpunctella (Indianmeal moth) is the source of this 3036-nucleotide messenger RNA. RefSeq lists its product as uncharacterized. NCBI's taxonomy places the organism in Eukaryota, Metazoa, Arthropoda, Insecta, Lepidoptera, Pyralidae. The record is from RefSeq and is a predicted model, not a curated record. Bases 201 to 2576 code for a protein of 791 amino acids. The transcript is spliced from 4 exons.
UUCACCCCAACAGCCGUUGUAAUAUUCCAAAAUUGAAUGAAAUAGAUGAACUGUCGUCUCUUUCUUACAAAACCGCGCGAUCAUGUUGAUUCCGGUAAAGCGCUAGAAUCAGUCAUGCGCUGGCUUUGUCGAAGGCUGGACUGUUUUUAUUUUUUUUUAAAGUGACACAAAGCUAAAUAAGCCGGUGUAUUACAUACAGCAUGGCGUCUUCUUCUAGGGCACGUAAAAUAUUAGGCUUAGUCGAAAAUAAUUUAUCAUCCGAUAACAACAAUAAAGUAGCUGUCAAUGAAAAACCCCAAUACAUCAAUAACCAAAGUUUUAAUAGUCUGGUGCCCUGUUAUGAUAGUGAUAUGACUAUGAGCGAUAACGAAAAUACGACACGUGAUAUGAACUCUCCUAGUAAAAUAGUGGCCACAAACAUUCUGGGAGUUACUUUGCCUUCAUCUUCAUCCAGCUCCAGCAGCUCAUCAUCUGACUCGUCUUCGUCCAGUUCUGGUUCGAAUUCAGAGACCAAAAGCUUGCAUGAAACAAACCCCUUGCCUCAUGUUUCAUGUACAGAUGAAGAAAAUGACGUUAUCGAAAAUACUCCCCCAGAGCAACUGAACAAGAAUAGGCAGAAGAAAAGCAAUCUAAGAAGACAAGAGACACGAAAUUAUCAGAUAUCUCCUUUGCAUGCCGAUGAAAGUGACGUUGAUCUGAGUGAUACAGAUCCAACUUUCAUAAACACUGGGCCCGAACGAAGGAAAAACUACUUAUUUAUUGGAUCAAGCUCUUCCAGUUCAUCAAUGUCCGAAAUGGCUGUAACUUCUCCUCGAAAAAGGGGGCGCAAACGUACAAAAAAUCCCUCGAAAUGGAAGCAGAACCAAAUUAAAUGCAUGCGCAAUAUGGGAAAAUCUUAUGUUUCCUCGUCAAAGUCGAAGAAACAGAUUCCAGCCCGAAGUCUCAAAGAACCUUGCACAGAAAAAUGCAGGCUAAAAUGUACUGAAAAAAUCAGCAUAGACAGUAGGUAUAACAUAUUUCGAAAUUUCUGGGAUUUAGGAGACUUGUUGAGGCAAAGGGCUUACAUUCGUUCAUGUAUGAAAGAAAUUGAGCCUAAAUACAAAUAUUCAAACGCUGCGCAGCCUAGGCGCAACAACAAAAGUUUUUAUUUUAUCGUUGACAAUAUUAACAUUAGAGUAUGUAAAACCUUUUUCAAGUCAACUUUGGAUAUAUCAGAUCGUAUGAUAUUUACCGUACAGACUAAAGUCAACGAUCAUGGUUUUGAACUAGAAGAUCUAAGAGGAAAACAUAAUAAUCAUAGAAAAAUAGAUCCCCAAAUUAGAAUUGACAUAAAAAAACACAUUAAUUCUAUUCCUAAGAUAGAAUCGCAUUAUUUAAGGUCAAACACCACAAGAGAAUACAUAGAGAGCAGUAAAACUAUUAAAGAUUUGUAUAAUGAUUUUAAAUUACAACAAGAAGAGAUAAAUAAAGAAGCCGGAACAUACAUAACAUAUUAUAAAAUCUUUACCACAGAAUUUAAUCUCGGAUUUUUUCAACCAAAAAAGGACCAAUGUGAUCUAUGUACCUCUUACCACAAUUCAAAUGCUGAUCAGAAAAUCCCCCUAGAAAAAGACUAUAUGACACAUUUAGAAGAAAAGAAUAUUAGUAGGAUUGAAAAGCUUAACGAUCGAAAAAAAGUAAAUGAUAAUUUUAAAGUAGUUGUCUAUGAUUUAGAAGCUGUUCUGCAGUGUCCGAGGGGUGAUAGUUCAGCAUUCUAUUAUAAGUCAAAGUUAAAUUGCUAUAAUCUUACUGUAACAGAAUUGACAAAUAAGGAUUCUAAAGUAGCUUAUGAAAAUGUACAUUGUUAUUUUUGGACAGAGUGUGAUGCAAAACGUGGCGCUGUAGAAAUUGGCACAUGUAUUUGGAAUUACUUAAAAGCUAUAAGUGACCAAGAUGAGAACGAAAAGGAAAUUGUAUUCUACUCCGACAACACGUUUAGCCAAAAUAAGAAUAAAUACAUAACUUCCCUGUAUCUAUUUGCUGUUCACACAUUGAAGAUUAAAAGUAUUACACAUAAGUUUUUGAUUAGGGGACACACGCAAAAUGAAGCCGAUAGUGUACACAGUCUGAUUGAAAAGGAAGUAAAAAGAAACUUAAAGUCGGGCCCAAUAUACACGCCCGAUCAAUAUAUAGCUUUAAUAAAGAAUGCCAAAAAGAGUAAACAGGCUUUAAAUGUACACGAAUUAAAUUUUAAAGAAUUUUAUGAUUUAAAAGCGUUACAAGAAGAUUGGGGUUAUAAUUUUACUACAAAUACAGAUGGGCAAACAGUUAAUUGGAAUGAGAUAAAAGUUUUAAGUAUGACCAAAGAGAACCCUACUAUUAUUUUUUAUAAAACAUCAUACAAAGAAGAUUGUUACAAAGAAGUAGAUGUAAGAAAUAAAAGAAAGAAAAUGAUACCUACAACAGAAGUGACACUUAAGUCAGCCUAUACAGCUAAACAAGAAUUGAGUGUAAACAAGAAGAAAGAUUUGAAAGAGCUUGUUUCGAAAACCUUGAUUCCCUCGUAUUAUGCUGAUUUUUAUAACUCUAUAAUUUAAAUUGUGCAUUUUUAGUCCUUUUAUUAAAUUGUGUGCCGAAUAUGAGCCAAAUUGUGAAUUAUGUAACUUUAUGUAUCGCAUUGUGAUGUUAUAAGUUGUUUUUUUAUUUUUAUACACUACUUUAAGAAGUCAAUACUUUUUGUUAUGAGUAUACAGUUAUGUUGAUUUUAUUUUUUUAUAUUUUAUACCUAAUUCUAUAAUUCGAAUUGUGCCAUUUUCUAGUUUUUUCAGAGUAUUGUGCCGAAUAUGAGCAAGACAGUGGAUUAUAAAACAGAAUGUUGAUGUUAUUGAAGUUGAUUUUAUUGGUAUAUACAAUACUUUAAAUACUUUUUGUAAAGAGUAUGUAAACAUUAAGUUUAUCGAUUUGUUGAUUUCUUUUUUAAAUAUUAUGUACCUAACCUACCUACUUUGUUAAUUAAGAAGUCGUAUGCUGAUCUCACCAUUACUUUUGAGACUGAUA